UCGCAGAAAAAUGGGCAUUAUGGGAUAAAGGCGGAAUAUAUUGGGGAGGUUCCGGAUUCCCUGGACUGGCCUGGGAUAGAUUGGAGCAGUGAGAAAAAUCACAACAAAAGUUGUUUUGGUUUAUAAAGAGAUCUGGGCUCCUGGAAGCAGCGGAGAUGUCUCAGUCAGGAGAGAAAGGGAAGUUUCCAGAGGCAGCAGGAUAUGUGGGCUUUGCCAACUUGCCCAACCAGGUGCACAGGAAGUCUGUGAAGAAAGGCUUUGAGUUUACACUGAUGGUUGUUGGGGAGUCUGGUUUGGGCAAGUCCACCCUCAUCAACAGCCUGUUCCUGACUGAUCUGUACCCUGAAAGGUACAUCCCUAUAGCUGCGGAGAAGAUUGAGCGGACGGUCCAGAUUGAGGCAUCCACUGUGGAGAUCGAAGAGCGAGGGGUUAAGCUGCGCCUCACGGUGGUGGACACACCAGGCUAUGGGGAUGCCAUUAACAGCCAGGACUGCUUCAAGACCAUCAUCCAGUACAUUGACAACCAGUUUGAGCGCUACCUGCAUGACGAGAGUGGCCUGAACCGGAGACACAUUGUGGACAAUCGUGUGCAUUGUUGCUUCUAUUUCAUCUCGCCAUUUGGACACGGGCUAAAGCCCCUGGAUGUGGAGUUUAUGAAAGCCAUCCACAGCAAAGUCAACAUUGUUCCUGUCAUUGCCAAGGCGGACACCCUGACGCUGAAGGAACGGGACCGCCUCAAAAGAAGGAUCCUUGAUGAGAUUAGCGAACAUGGAAUCCGCAUCUACCAGCUCCCGGAUGCGGAUUCUGAUGAAGAUGAGGAGUUUAAGGAGCAGACUCGUGUGCUUAAGGCAAGCAUACCCUUCGCGGUGAUCGGCUCUAACCAGCUGAUCGAGGUGAAAGGGAAGAAGAUUCGGGGCAGGCUUUACCCAUGGGGGGUGGUGGAGGUGGAGAACCCAGAGCACAAUGACUUCCUCAAGCUGCGGACCAUGCUUGUGACUCACAUGCAGGACCUGCAGGAGGUGACCCAGGACCUGCACUAUGAGAACUUCCGCUCAGAGAGGCUGAAGCGGGCAGGAAGGGCAGUAGAGGAAGAUGUGGUGGACAAGGACCAGAUCCUCAUGCAGAAGGAGGCUGAGCUGCGCCGCAUGCAGGAGAUGAUUGCACAGAUGCAGGCCCAAAUGAGGAUGAAGCCUGCCGAUGAGUGAGAGGAGGGGUGGAUGGCCCGUGACAGGGCCCUUCUUUGUACUCCCUGAUACAGACUGACUCCAAUCUUGAUCAACCUCCUUCAGCCCCUCCCAGCCUCUUCUCACUGAUGGGUGCCCAGGCCAGUAGAGUUCCCUUAUCAUCAGCCUGCCUCCUACACCCCUGGACCCCACUGCCACCCCAUGCAGAAUGCACAGUGCCUCGUUGUCUUGAAGAAUGCCUGCCUCUUGGUUUUUCUGGACGUUCUCCGUCAGUCCAUCAUCAGUAGGGCCCUCCUGUUUGGUCAUGAAAUAGGAUUAGAAAAUCUGUGAGCUGUUUUUUUUUUUUUUAUUGGACUAGCCUUUGAAAUGGGUAUCUGACAUGUCUGAUGUUGAUACCAGAUUAGUUUACAGACAAUAAAUCUUGUGUAUACACCAGACAAUUUACCUUGAUCAUAUGUCAGCAUUGGUAGUAGGAAAUUCAGAAAAAAUCAAAUCUCACUUCACUUAACACAAAAAAUUGUUUCCACAACAGUAUUGUAUCAAUGCAGCUACAUUAAUAGUGUCUUAAUUGUGUCAAAGAGUAUUUAGAUUCCUGCCAGCCCUCUUCCACUCCAGUUUUUCUUACAUCAGUCCAGAGGAAGCCCAGAUCCAGGUGUCUUUAAUAGCCAUUUCUAAAAUACUGGAGGCAGACACACCCCCAAAUCUUUAUUUGUGGCUGCAAAACAGGCCCAAUCUUGCAGCAAGCAAUUUUCAAGAAAAAUCUGGCUCUGAUAACUACUUGAAAACGAUGCAUAGCAGUAGUUCCCAUAUCAGCCCAGGCAGGUUUUCACCAUUAUGGCUUCCUCUCCAUUUCUUUGUUAUGCAUGCAUUUAUAUCCAAAAACGACUAUCAAGACAACGUAGUAGCAGUCAGAACCAUGAGCUCUUCCCUCCUCCUUAUUUUAGUUUGCCCCAAGAGUGGUCACCAUUUUCAAUGCGGUGUGCCUAAAGAAAUCAAUGCCUGUUUCCGACGGUUUCUUUCUGUUUGUCUCAGUCCUGGCACUAUUUAUGGCAGUACUCCUAUUUGAGGAGCAAUGCAUGUACAAUGUCUAUAACAAUAAUUGAUGCAGAUGGACUUAAAAUUAAGGUUUCUCUAUGUUUUAGUCUGUGAUGUGUAGAAUGUUUGAAAAAAUGGAUCCUUAUUCUGCAUCUUUUUAUCAGUUUUUCUACUUAUUUCGCUGUGUCUGUUAAUACAGGGUCAUGGUGCAAAUGUGUGUGCUCCCUUUGCAUUUAUAAAUGUGUUAUCCAUACAGUACGAGGUGCUAUACAGUUUCCAUCAUCACCUGUGUGGGAGAAUCAUUCUCAGCAGCAUGUAAUGGACACAAACCAGCUAUCUGUGAACCCCACUUCAAGCUGUAACAGAUAAUCUCAGUGCACUCCUUCGUCUUAUUUUAUUUUUUUAUUUUUUAUUUUUUAUUGGUCUUUCUGUCCUCAGUCUUCCCUUGACGUAGCUCAACUGAGCUGAUGGGUGCAAGCAUCACUUUCGCUUCUAAGAUCAGUA
Molecule: messenger RNA, 2723 nt
Organism: Megalops cyprinoides (Indo-Pacific tarpon)
Lineage: Eukaryota; Metazoa; Chordata; Actinopteri; Elopiformes; Megalopidae
Exons: 13
Coding region: 156-1205 (349 amino acids)
Biological process (GO): cytoskeleton-dependent cytokinesis; cell division; regulation of exocytosis
Cellular component (GO): septin complex; cell division site; synaptic vesicle
Molecular function (GO): molecular adaptor activity; GTPase activity; GTP binding
Source: RefSeq, a predicted model, not a curated record